UGUAGUACGGGAUACCGUACGGUAUUGAAUGGCGAGACAGUGGUUUUUUGAGAAAUGCCUUGGUGAUAAACUGACACUCGAGUGCAUUCACUUUUUUUUUAGAGGAUAUUAAUUAGCAACGAAACGAGCAAAACUCCGAGAGACCGUGACCAUGAGGUGUUCAUUAUUUAUUGUUGUGGCAUCGGCGCUAUAUGCGUCGGCCUCAAUUCAAUCCCCACCAAAGAUAUCGAAACAACCACCGACAGACGAGCUGCUCUUUCAAGUGGCCCAGGCUAAUCUCAACGAGAACGACAAACCUUUUCUAAUUGAGUGCGAGGCGGAAGGCGAGCCAGCCCCAACCUACCGCUGGAUAAAAAACGGUAAGAAAUUCGAGAUUCAAUCGCACGCGGAUCGAAUAAUCCAGCAGCCGGGUCGAGGUACCCUCGUGAUAUCGCGUCCGCGCGACGAGGACCUCGGUCAGUACCAAUGUUUCGCGGAGAACCAAUGGGGCAUAGCGACCUCAAACUCGGUCUUCGUCCGGAAGGCGGAGCUAAACUCCUUCAAGGACGAGGACCCAAUGACCCUGACAGCGCAGGAGGGCUCGCCCUUCAAGCUAACCUGUCAGCCGCCGGAGGGUUGGCCGAAGCCGAACGUCUACUGGCUCAUCCAGGACACCGCGGGCAUAAUAAAAUCCAUCAACAACUCCCGCAUGACCCUCGACCCGGAGGGCAACCUCUGGUUCUCAAACGUCACUCGAGACGACGCCUCCGACGAUUUUUAUUACGCGUGUGCAGCCACUUCAGUCCACCGAAAAGAAUACAAACUGGGGAAUCGAUUUCUCCUCAAUGUGAUCUCGACAGGUGCCUCGGCAUCCCAGAACAAGCACCCGCCGGAGGUUCAGUACCUCUCGAAGCCGCGCGAAGUGGCCCUCAGGGGAAAGAAGGUCGAGCUCUUCUGCAUCUUCGGUGGGACUCCCCUUCCUGAAACCAUUUGGAUGAAGAAUGGCGUUCGAAUAAAGCCAAAUGAUCGCAUUAACCACGCCAACUACGGCAAAUCCCUGGUAAUUAAACACGUGAAUUUCGACGACGAGGGCUCGUACACCUGCGAGGCGUCCAACGGCGUGGGCAAGUCCGGCACUCACUCGAUAGACUUGAAAGUCAUGGCUGCACCCUACUUCACGGUGGAGCCGGAGAUCCAGACGGCGGCGGAGGACGAGAGCGUUGAGUUCAGGUGUGAGGCCUCGGGAGUCCCCCACCCCAAGAUCGAGUGGAUCCACAACGGCCGACCGAUCGCGGAGGCGCCGACGAAUCCCCGUCGCAGGGUCGCCGGCACGAGAAUCAUCAUCGAGGGACUGACCAAGAAGGACACUGGGAACUACGGCUGCAACGCCACAAACUCCUUGGGGUACGUCUACAAAGACGUCUACGUGAACGUUCUCGCUCUUGAGCCUGAGAUCACCCAGCCACCGAUGAACGAAGCCACAGUGGACGGCACCACCGUCAAGAUGACGUGUCGCGUCUUCGGAGCGCCGAAGCCCACGAUCAAGUGGCUGAAGGGUGGAGAGGAAGUCAGGGGGGCGCGGUACAAGGUCCUGAGCGCUGGUGACCUGGAGAUAUCGAACCUCGAGUUCGGGGAUGCGGGGACCUACACCUGUCACGCGGAGAAUAAAUUCGGGCAGAUGGACGCGUCGGCGAAUCUAGUGGUGAAGGAGCACACGAGGAUAACGAAGAAACCUGAGAACUACGAAGUCGCGGCUGGGGAGACGGCCACCUUCAGGUGUAACGCGGUAGCCGACUCGAGCCUGACUCUCCAGAUCGACUGGCUGAGGAAUGACGAGGUGAUUGACACCGAGACCGAGCCCAGGUUCGUCGUCACCAGCGACUUCUCUCUGUCGAUCACGAAGACCGUUGAAUCGGACUCGGGGGUUUACUCCUGUCUGGCGAGCACCGAGCUCGACGAGCAGAAGGCGGAGGCCACUCUGGUAGUGCAGGACGUCCCUGACGCCCCUCUUCUGUCGAGCACUGAGUGCUACGAGCACCAGGCGAGGGUCACCUGGACACCGAGGAGGGACAACCGAGCACCGAUACUACGCUAUCAAGUUCAGUACAACACUUCGUUCACUCCGGACCUCUGGGAGACCGUUCGCGACGACAUUCCAGCUAACGAGCGCACCGCGAGGAUCGACAUGUCCCCCUGGGCCAACUACACCUUCAGGCUCAUCGCCUGGAACAAGAUAGGCGCCUCAGCCCCCUCAGUACCCUCGACAGUCUGCAGGACUCAGCCUGACAUCCCUCACAAGAAUCCCUCAAACGUCAUGGGGAAUGGAACAACUCCGCAGAACCUCGUUAUCAGCUGGACUGUGAUGCCUCAGAUUGAGCAUCACGCCCCCAAGUUCGUGUACAAGGUGUACUACAGGCGGGACAUUCCUGGCCAGGAGUGGACGAAGGUUGAGAUCAACAACUGGAGGACCAACAGGCUGGAGGUAGACAAUCAGCCGACUUAUCAGAGGUAUCAGAUCAAGGUGGUGGCGCAGAAUGAGAUCGGGGAGUCCAGGGUGGCUCCUGAGAUCGUUAUUGGGUACUCUGGGGAGGAUCAACCGACCACGGCCCCUGGGAACUUCACUGUUGAGGAGGUGAGGUCGAGCACGACUGCUGUUUUGUCCUGGUCGCGAGUGCCUCUGGAGUCCGUUAGGGGCGAGCUCAAGGGGUACAAGGUGCAGACGUGGACGGAGAGGGACGGCGAGGAUGGCAUGAGGGAGAUCACUCUGGAGGGGGCUGCCACCACGCGAGCUGCCAUCGACAAGUUCGUUCCUUUCAGCAAGAACUACGUGAGGAUGUUCGUGUUCAAUGGGAGGUUCAAUGGCCCUCCUUCAGAGACCUUGAGCUUUGACACUCCUGAGGGUGUUCCUGGGACUGUUCUCAGUCUUGAUGCCUAUCCCAUGGGCUCCAGUGCGAUGUUACUGAGGUGGACCAAGCCUGCUGAGCCCAAUGGGAGACUCACGGGCUACAGAAUUUAUUACGAAAUCGUUAAUGGGACUGAGGUCGGACCUCUCGUCGAACGGGAACCCAGGGUCGUCCAUCCUGACGCCGACUCUGCGAAGAUCGCUGGACUCAGGCAGGAGACCAAGUACAGGGUGCACGUGAGGGCCACCACCGGUGCUGGGGAGGGAGUCGAUUUUUAUGUCGAGGAGAGCACGAGGGAGUCCAUGAAGCCUGAUGUUCCCAUCUUCAGGUGGGAGACCAUUCCCAAGGAGAAUGGCCUGGCUAAUGUCAAGAUCAUUUGGCUCCCGGACAGGGGGGGAUACCCGGGCAGCAGCUUCUUCGUCAACUACAAACUACCGAAUCAGGCGGUUGAGGAUCGCACUGAACCCGAGUAUCUCAGCAAUGAGAUUGAGAUCAGGGGGCUCCAGAGCGGGGAGACCUACGAGGUGAAUGUCGUUGCGGUCGAUGGGAAGUAUAUGACACCCAGCAAGUGGCAGCUGGUCGAGACCAGCAGCGAGGGGCCUAUCAUUCAGCCUAAGGAGAAUGUCGCCACCGCAGGGUGGUUUAUUGGCAUGAUGCUGGCCAUAGCAUUCCUCCUAAUGGUGCUGAUUAUUGUAUGCGUGAUAAAACGCAAUCGUGGAGGCAAAUAUGCCGUGCACGAGCGUGAACUUGCGGCUGGAAGGGGUGACUAUCCAGACGAGGGUGGAUUCCAUGAAUAUUCGCAGCCCCUGGACACUAAAUCGGCAGGGGGUCGUGCCUCUGUGGCGUCAUCGUCUCAUCAGGAUGGAAAACAUCCGGAGUCGGACACUGACUCCAUGGCGGAGUACGGAGAGGGUGACACUGGACGUUUCACCGAAGACGGAUCAUUUAUCGGGCAGUACGGACCGAAGAAUCGACCCGAUGGAACUCCAUCCCUUCAGGCCGGCUCAAUGGCCACGUACGUCUAAUGAGACUAAAAACCCAGUGUGUUGAAUUGACACUCUUGCCUGCCGAUAAUGCAGCUAAUUUAAAAAAAUAAUAUACCUUGCGCCGGGCGCAAUGUCCACUUCUUACUGCCAAUUAGAAUUUUUUGGGUUUUGGGUUUUAUACAUCAUCUGAGCCAUAGAAAAAUUGACUGAAUUAAAAUUCAAAAUCUUACGAUUUUACAAUGUUGAACUCACAAGACUCGUAAAUUUCAUUCAACUGGAAUCUUAAAUUCUCACGACAUAUCGUUCAUCAACGACUCAACGAGUAUUUUGUCUAACGAAAAACAACAGUUUAUUGACUGUUUAUUUUUCAUUAACAAUUCAAGAAGAGAAUUCCAUCCGCCAUUUAUUCUCAAGAAUUUUUGCCUCUCGUUAAUUAUAAAACCCAAAGGCAUUAGAUGUUUUUUCUUAGCGGGCUAUUUACAAAGGGAAUUUGUGAGAGCUAAAAUCGUGUUAGAAAAUAUUAUCGCAUCACCAGAUGCUUUUUUCGAAGCCUUAAAAUUAUAAACAUCAUCCAGAUGAAUCAUCCAUCCCAAUCGGAAUAAAAAAACAUCCGAUUGAGUUGAAUCAUUCAGCCUGGCUGAUUGUACAUUAAUUAUUUCAACCGUUUUUUAUCAUUAUUCGGCCUAGAUUAAUUAGCUUAAACAGGGUAACACGCGUUACGUUUUUCCUAUUAAAUAUGAAAGUUGAAAGAAAUGAGUUGGCUUGGCUCCUUGACUGAAAUUAAAUUAUUUCCUCUAUUAUGUUCAAAUAUUUGGUGUAGCGAAAUGAUCAGUAAUGUCAGCAUUAUUGAAGUGCUCGAGAUAAAUAUGAAAAAAAUUUAAUAUACUAAAGAUUUUAUUGACUGCUAUUAAUAUUGAAUUUAUGAUAAUGAAUAUAAAUUUUCAACUUUACGAGGACAACAGCGAUGAUGUGUUCCAUAAAUUCAAAAAUUAAUCAUUAAAUUAUUGCAGUAAAAUUGAGGUAAAAACACACAUCGCUGGUUCGAUCCCCAAUUCUUGACGUCAUAAUUUUUCAUAAAAUUAUCACGAUAAAAGUAAUGAGCAAGACUUUUCAUAUUGAAAGAGAAGAGAGAGAGAGAGAGAGAGAGAGAGAGAGAGAGAGAGAGAGAGAGAGAGAGAGAGAGAAAAGCAACAGGCAAAUUAAUAUUCAUUCGUUAACUGAGUGUCGCUGAAUGUUGCUUUUUCUGUGAGAACACGCUUACGUCGAUUAUUUAUAUUUACUUUUGAUAACAAUUUUCUUUGGCACGCCAUUAUUAGACUAGAUUAAUUACUGAUAAAGGACUAUUUAAUAUAUUGAAUCAUUGAAUAUAUAUAGAAUAUAUUAUAUGAGUUAGUGUUAGAUUUUCGAGAGAAAGUGACAACACAAGAGCAGCUAUUAUAUUAGAAUUAUUGCAUUAUAUGUAUCUAUCAUUGAUUCGCACCAAAAGACACUUAGAGUUACGUUGAGUUGCGGUGUUUUCAUUUUUAUUUUUAUUUUUGUGUAUAGGAGAUGCACAGAAAAUUGAAAACGAUGGGCUGGGCUUGGAAAAACGAUAAUUGGACGGGAAUAGUUGAGAAGUUAUUGAGGUAUUAAACAAUCGGCGAGUUAUUUCGUAUAUUUUUCUAUCGUACCGAGACGUAUAGAAUAAUAAAACUGUUUAUCCAUUAAAAUUCUCAUCCCCAAACCACCUUGAAUCUCAAUUUAGAUCUGUGGCUGAUCAGUAGCAGCUACUUCUCCACGUAAACUUCCAGUAUUUUUUAUUUGAAUUGGAGACGUUAGUGACUUACGACGUUUAUUUUCUAUAAUUUUAAGGCUUCCCUUGAGUGUUGCGUUGUAAAAAUUCAUUCUUCGAACAGUUAAUCAAACUUCAGAACAAUAAUUUUAUGAGAUAAAAGUAUUGAAAUCAUUGAUAAUUUGUUAUUGGGGUGGAAGAGUGAAAUUUUGCAAUGGAAUGACUCAAAUGCUAUUCAUGUCUGCAUUUUAUGAUGAAUAAGGAGAUAAAUAGUGUUGGAGUAUUAUACCAGUGAAAAUAGCAAUUGUAAAACGGUACUCAAUUGAUAUUUUGUAUGAAAUAGUAGAGAAAAUUGCCUAGGUUCGAUUCAUUGUUCAUUUUCACUCAUUAAUUGCGAUUGAAAUCGACAAGAUUUUUCAUUUCAUCGGGGUGGAUUAUUUUUCUGGGUUUCAAGCCAUAGAGAAUAGCCAAUUUAUGUCAGGAGUCAUUGGUUGAAUGCUUAAGUGCUCUGUUGUAUUCGGAUCAUUGAGCAUUUCGAAUCAACAUUUGUGUCAACACUAUUCGAAUUGAAAGAUUAGAUGAGACAAAUUGCUAAUUCAUGUUGAUACGAGUGGUUGUGACGAUCUUAAAAAUAUGUACACCGAUAGAAUAAGGAAGAAAGAAUAUUAUGUUCCUUUCCUGAGAAACACAGGGGACAAUUGCACCAUUUUUCAUUAGUCUGAGUGACAAUUUCAGUUGUUUUUUUACCGAAAUGAGGAACAAUUAGCUGUCGCAGUAGCGAUUGUAGCGUUUUGUAUUGGAAAAUAAUUGAAGUGAGAGGGAUAGUACAUCAGAAAUGUCAUGAGAUCAUUCGUAUGUGAUCAUUAUAGUUUACGUUGUUAGAGUUCCAAGGCGACUUUUUUCUUUUUUUUAUUGGAACUUAGUUGACGAGGUACUGUCGAUCUUUAAUAACGUGCAUUCCAUCAUACGUCCAUGUAACAUCUCCCAUGUCAAUAAAAGAAUUGAAAUCUGAA
This is a messenger RNA of Diachasma alloeum, 6652 nucleotides long. Its product is annotated as neuroglian. Gene Ontology annotation, biological process: cell-cell adhesion. The transcript is spliced from 6 exons. The record is from RefSeq and is a predicted model, not a curated record. NCBI's taxonomy places the organism in Eukaryota, Metazoa, Arthropoda, Insecta, Hymenoptera, Braconidae. Gene Ontology annotation, molecular function: protein binding. The coding region runs from base 152 to 3907 and encodes 1251 amino acids.